UCUUCUCCUUAACUCACGAUCCAUGCCGUUUCACCAUUUGAUGUGAAUCCAAGUCUUCCAAUCCUCUACACUUUCACUUAUCCUUCCAUCACAAUUGCUACGGUUUCGUUCGUAACUGCUAAUUAUGUUCUUCCAUCUUCUCUGAUUUAAUGGACAGUCCACUACUUUUUCCUUAAAUUGUCGUAAGUCCUUCUGUUAUAUAAACCAAUCUCUUGCUAUUGUCAUUUCUUCAACUUACACUUGGCCUUACAUUCUCUUUUUAGAAGUAUGAACUCCUCUUUUGUUUCUUUCGCUGACCUUAAAGCUGGUAGACUUGACCAACAAAUCGUAGGUAGGAUCCUCUGUUUCUGGCCUGCUCGAAACGUUAAAAAAGGUGGACAACUCAUGGGGGUUUAUUUCCUUCUGAUUGACGAAAAGUCUACUUUGAAGCAAAGCUCCAUUUACGUCACCCACCUUCCCAAAUUCGAACACGCUCUGCGUGAUGGGGCUAUGUAUAGAAUAUCUGCGUUUGACGUCACUAGAAGCAACACCCGUUUUAAAUUGUCGGAUUUCCACUUUUCUAUACGGUUCACAGCAGCAACUCUUUUUGAGGAGGUAGAAGAGUCUUUCUGUGUUAUUCCAAAAGAGUUUUUCCGCUUAAGGACUCAUGAAGAGUUAGUGUUGCUUGCAAACACCAAUACGGAGCUCCCAGAUGUCAUGGGCGAAGUAGUUUCCACCAAAGCGUAUCGUAAUGGGAUGUCACAAACUUUGGAGAGGAUGUUAGUUCAUCUGCGUCUUCAAAGCAUUUGA
Messenger RNA from Camelina sativa (false flax), 789 nucleotides. The record is from RefSeq and is a predicted model, not a curated record. NCBI's taxonomy places the organism in Eukaryota, Viridiplantae, Streptophyta, Magnoliopsida, Brassicales, Brassicaceae.